Aspergillus pseudonomiae is the source of this 603-nucleotide messenger RNA. RefSeq lists its product as uncharacterized. The record is from RefSeq and is a predicted model, not a curated record. Lineage: Eukaryota; Fungi; Ascomycota; Eurotiomycetes; Eurotiales; Aspergillaceae. The transcript has 4 exons. The coding region runs from base 46 to 603 and encodes 185 amino acids.
CGCGAUCUUGCUCUAUGCAGAGUACUAUGUUUUGUACCUAUAACCAUGCCAGUGAACCUUCACCUCCGUGGCCACUGUUUAGAUAAUGACCUUGUCGCAUUGAUGUCUUCGCUUCUUGACAAGGCUGGAGUCCCCAAUCUUCUUUGGGGUAAUUAUCUACUGUCAGUGUAUGGCGUCCCUACAAUUGUUGACGGUGUUGCUUUCGUUGUGCCAGACGUGUUAGUCAACAUAUUUUUCUCUACUCUCUCAGAGGCUGGUUUAUAUUCUUGCACCGAAAGCGCGGAAUUUAUUCAGCUUCCUCCAGCAAUGUUAGGUCGUGGUAGUGGGCGUUUCGCCUCCGAGCAUUCUUUUGUUCAAAUUCCAAGUGCCUCGAGAUACUGUGAAUAUCUGGUGCUUCUGCUUUGUUGUGACAAUGGUACUGAUUGCGCAAGUUACUGGAUGGCGAUGCUAACCUAUACGGUAGAGUUUGUGGAUGAGGUUGGUCUUUUUAACGAGGACAGCUUGGAAGAAGUGUACAGACCAUUUUAUGUUGCUGUAAACUAUGGGGGCUCAGAUAUAUUUAGAGGCGACCGGUGUUCAUACAUAAUGAUUGACUACGAGUAG